AUGGCGGGACGCAGAAGUGAGACGGUAGCUGGCAUACCGGUCAAGCAGUUCUCGCUGAUAACCCUCACACUCCAGAACUCUGCCCUCAUUCUUGUUAUGCACUACUCUCGGAGAAUGCCUCCUGUCAACGGGCUGCGCUACUUUGCGUCGACUGCCGUCUUCCUCAACGAAGUCAUCAAACUCCUGAUCUCCCUGACUAUGGCAUUAUGGGACGUGGCCAUGCGCGUGCCAACAAACACACCAGCGACCGCCCUUUUUGAAAACCUCUUUUACGCCAUAUUCACGAACGAGAGCUGGAAGCUCGCGAUACCGGCCGCGUUGUACACUCUUCAGAAUACAUUACAAUAUGUGGCGGUUUCCAACCUGGAUGCGGCCGCGUUCCAGGUCAUGUACCAGCUAAAGAUCCUGACAACGGCAAUCUUUAGUGUCACGAUGCUUGGCAGGUCGUUGUCGUCCAGGAAAUGGGUGUCGUUAUUGCUGCUCGUAGUGGGUGCUUCGAUCGUACAGCUUCCUGCGACACCGGCCCCGACUGGAAUGAAGUCGCUGCGUGAGCCGGGCUCAGGCUUGUCAUUCUUACCUCGAUCGCUCGAGGAACUCAAGAAAGCGGGCAGUCAUGCUGCUGGUCAAUUGGUCCGGCGAUCCGCGAGUUAUGCGGGCAUUCAGGAGGACCAAGGGAUGCAACAACCGCGCAUGAACAGCACUGUGGGACUCGUUGCGGUGCUCAUAUCCUGCGCUUUGUCGGGACUAGCCGGAGUGACGUUCGAAAAAGUGUUGAAGGAAUCCAGUACCGCGAGCGCCUCGUUGUGGGUGCGCAACUGCCAGCUUUCGUUCUGGUCUCUCUUUCCGUCCCUCUUCAUAGGGGUCAUGUUCGUGGAUGGCGAGAAGAUUGCAAAAGUCGGCUUCUUCGCCGGGUAUAACUGGGUUGUUUGGGCCGCCGUUCUGCUGCAAGCAUUUGGUGGCGUUGUGGUCUCGUUAGUGAUCAAUUAUGCGGACAACAUUGCGAAGAAUUUUGCCACAUCCAUCAGCAUUGUACUGUCGUGUUUGGCGAGCGUGUACUUUUUUGACUUUGACAUCACGAGAUAUUAUCUCGUAGGCACAUCCGUCGUCUUGUUCUCAACGUAUCUGUACACGAAACCCGAACGAGGCUCCGCGGAACCAAGCAUGGUGGCAGAGUUUGAGAAGACUGCGGUUGGUGGUAAUUCUGAUUAUUUCUACGAUGACCGGCCUUUCCGUCGGUGA
This is a messenger RNA of Westerdykella ornata, 1239 nucleotides long. RefSeq names its product nucleotide-sugar transporter. Gene Ontology annotation, biological process: pyrimidine nucleotide-sugar transmembrane transport. Lineage: Eukaryota; Fungi; Ascomycota; Dothideomycetes; Pleosporales; Sporormiaceae. Gene Ontology annotation, molecular function: UDP-galactose transmembrane transporter activity. Gene Ontology annotation, cellular component: Golgi membrane. The record is from RefSeq and is a predicted model, not a curated record. Bases 1 to 1239 code for a protein of 412 amino acids. The transcript is spliced from 4 exons.